GCGAUAUUGUGAGUUUCUGCGAGAUGUGGCGGCGGAGGGAGAGCGAAACGAACGGAGGCGCUGAGAGGCUGUCAAGCGCGCGCGCCGCCUUCCCCGCUUGGGCUGAGGAGAGAGAGGGAAGCCGGGCGUCAUGGCGGCGGCAGCGCUCUCUCCUGCGACGACUCCCGCGGCCCACUGGAGCCGCUUCGAGCAGGAACGAGACCUGACCCUCCGGGAGCUGGUCCGGCGAGUGACGGGCCUCCAGGAGCGGGGCGCCGGCGAAGGGGAGCCCGGCCACUUCCAAGCGGCGCUCGGCUUCGCCUGGUCCAACGUCAGGUUUCAUCGAUUUCUCGAUGUAAGUAGUCACAAAGUGGAGAAAACAAUAGAAGGAAUUUAUGAAAAGCUGGUUGUUCAUUCAGAACUUGUAAAAGCUGCAAGUUGGAAAAAAUUAACAGAAAAGUUUCUGAAUUUGCCUCUUCCAACAACUGAAGGAACAAAGACAGAGACCCAUUAUGCUCUACUCUCUCUCCUGCUAUGCUUGUCUGAUUCUCCUUCCAACACCAGUUAUACAGAAAAACCGAGAGAGAAAGAAGUGGAAAAAGAAGAAUUUGAUUGGGGAAAAUACUUAAUGGAAGGUGAAGAAUUUGACUUUCCGCCUGAUUUAGAAACACCGGAGUGGUCUGAUGCAAGUAAUGAUGAAGAGGAUGCUGAGCCUUUGAGUAGGGAAGACUCUGGCAUUCAGGUGGACAGGACACCACAAGAAGAUCAAGAUCAAAACAAGAAGUCAGCAUCUCAUGUUACCUGGAAAGGUGAACCUGAUUCACGUACCUGGUUGGAGCAACAUGUAGUUGCUCCAUACUGGACCGGAAGAGGAGCCCGUUUUUCCCAUAGUUUACAUUUCCAUUCCAAUUUAGCUGCUGUAUGGCAGCAGCAUUUAUAUAAUACAGAUCCGCUGUAUAUGCCAGAAGAAAGAAUUCUUGUUACGGAAACACAGGUUAUUCGUGAAACGAUUUGGCUUCUUUCAGGUGUAAAAAAGCUGUUUAUAUUUCAGCUGAAUGAAGGAAAGAUUACUGCAAGAAAUGAUAUCAUGGUCACCCACUUGACACGUAAAUCAUUAAGAACAAUGCUGGAGAGGAUAGCGGCAUAUGGGCAAGUUGUAUUUAGGCUGCAAAAGUUUAUUGAUGAAGUGAUGGGUCACAGCUCAGAAAGUGGGAUACAUGGAACCAUGUCCACACCAAAAAAAUCGGUAGAAGCCCCAUUUAGAACCUACCAGGCAUUUAUGCGAGCUCUCUAUAAGUAUUUCAUCAGCUUCAAAGAAGAACUUACUGAAAUUGAGAGGUGUAUUAUCAAUUCAGACAUGACCAUUACACUCUCUAUAGUAAUGGAGAAAUUGUCUCCUUGGCUGGCACAGCUGAAGGUCCUGCAUAAAGUGUUUAGCACUGGAGUUGCAGAAGUGCCCCCUGAUACUCGCAACGUUGUGAGAGCUUCUCAUUUGCUUAAUACUCUGUACAAAGCCAUAUUGGAUUAUGACAAUGUUGGAGAAGCUUCAGAGCAAACGGUCUCUCUCUUGUUUUCUCUGUGGGUUGAGACAGUAAGACCAUAUUUACAGACAGUGGAUGAGUGGAUUGUUCAUGGAAGUUUAUUUGAUCCUGCCAAAGAAUUUAUAAUUCAGAGAAACAAAAAUGUUCCUGUGAACCAUAGAGAUUUUUGGUAUGCUACUUAUACUUUGUAUAGUGUAUCAGAAAAAUCAGAGAAUGAAGAGAAGAUGAGUGACAAUGCUAGUGCCAGUUCUGGGAGUGAUCUGGCACCCUCAAGCAGGCAGCAUACCAUGGUCUCUUUUUUGAAACCAGUGUUGAAACAGAUCAUUAUGGCUGGGAAGUCUAUGCAAUUGCUGAAGAACUUGCAGUGCACCGAUGGUUUUCCACAGCAGGCUGCGUCCAGAGAUACAGAAAGGAAGAGUCUGUACAUGUUAUUUCUUGAAUCAGUGCAGUCACGGCUGCGACACGGAGAAGAACCUGCUCAGGAUAUUGUUACAGAGCAGCAGGUUACUAAGCAGAGUCUAAUAAAGAUGCAGUCUAUUGCAGAAAGACAUUUGGAGUUGGAUGAUGUUCAUGAUCCCUUGCUGGCUAUUAAUUUUGCAAGGCUAUAUUUGGAACAGAAUAACUUCCAUGAGACACUUGCUGCUGAUGAUGUUUGUGUGGAUAGAUCAUCUGAAUCAGUUACAUGUCAAACGUUUGAACUGACAUUGAGGUCUUGUCUUUAUCCUCACAUAGACAAACAAUAUCUACAGUGUUGUGGCAAUUUAAUGCAAACUUUGAAGAAAGAUUACAGGCUGGUAGAGUACUUGCAAGCAAUGAGAAACUUUUUCUUAUUGGAGGCUGGAGAUACUAUGUAUGAUUUCUACACAUCCAUUUUUGAUAAGAUACGAGAGAAAGACACUUGGCAGAAUGAACCGUUUCUUAAUGUCCAGCUCCAAGAAGCAGUUGGACAGCGCUAUCCAGAGGACAGUUUGAGGCUAUCUAUACUGUGUGAAAAUAUUGAUAUAGCAAAGAAGAAACUUCCUGUUCAUACUUUGGAUGGUUUAAUACUGAGCUACAAGGUCCCUUGGCCUGUGGAUAUAGUUAUAAGUGUGGAAUGUCAGAAAAUCUAUAAUCAAGUGUUUCUUCUAUUGCUACAAAUAAAGUGGGCCAAGUAUAGUCUGGAUGUGCUAAGAUUUCAUGAACUAGUCAAAGCAGAAGAAAAAACUCAGAAUGAAGGAGGAGCUAUAUUUGUACAAGAAGCACUCUCUCAGUUUGGGGAACAAACUGAUCCCAUUAAACAACAAACUCAUCGCAUGUUCCUUUUGAGAAUGAAGCUCAUGCACUUUGUUAACAGCCUGCAUAACUACAUCAUGACUAGGAUUCUUCACAGCACGGGUUUGGAAUUUCAACAUCAGGUAGAAGAAGCAAAAGAUUUGGAUCAACUAAUAAAAAUUCAUUACAGAUACCUUUCUACAAUCCACGAUCGCUGCCUAUUGAGGGAAAAGGUUAGUUUUGUGAAAGAAGCUAUAAUGAAAGUGCUGAACCUAGUACUGAUGUUUGCAGAACGUUGGCAAGCCGGAUUGGGAGCUUGGAAGAUGGAGUCUAUAACUAAGAUGGAAUCCGAUUUUAAAAACUGCCAUAUGUUCCUUGUGACGGUAUUGAACAAAGCAGUGUGUCGAGGCUCCUUCCCACAUUUGGAGUCCUUAGCCUUGUCGCUCAUGGCUGGAAUGGAACAAACUUAGCAAAACAGAGAUUUGUGUGAAACUACUGAAACUCCAGCAAUAUCUUCUUUCCAGCAUUGUGACAGUUCAGUACUUGAAGUAUCUACUGAGAUUUGCUUGCAGGAUUUACUGAGGUUUUUCACAUGGUUGCACAUAAUCGUACAGAUAUCUGUGCUCAAAGUCCUCUUGUAAAUGAAAUACUUAAAAUCAUGUAUGUGUUCUGUAUGUUAAAUGUUAAUUUGCCCUAACCAGGUCUUUAUUUUCCUCUGUGAGGAACAUGUGAAGAACAACCCAUAAAAUGCUUAAUACAAAUUUUCAUGUGCAGUGUCAGUCAUUUAUUGUUUUGAUGAGGUGGACUAAGUUCACUUUUCCAUUGUCCAAGACUAUUGAUAAUUUAUCUUCUAUUCCCAUUGCUAUAUUGUAGUUAUAAUAAAUUGGACUAUUUUACUGGAUUACAUUUUU
Messenger RNA from Anolis sagrei ordinatus, 3682 nucleotides. RefSeq names its product tubulin gamma complex component 5 (gene TUBGCP5). Gene Ontology annotation, molecular function: gamma-tubulin binding; microtubule minus-end binding. The record is from RefSeq and is a predicted model, not a curated record. Gene Ontology annotation, cellular component: spindle pole; gamma-tubulin complex; centrosome. NCBI's taxonomy places the organism in Eukaryota, Metazoa, Chordata, Lepidosauria, Squamata, Anolidae. Gene Ontology annotation, biological process: mitotic cell cycle; cytoplasmic microtubule organization; spindle assembly.